AUGAUUUUUAAUUCUUUUCGAAUUCCUCAAAGUAAAGCAAUCCACUGUUACCUUUUAAUGAGCCUAUGGAUACUGCUCAUUGUUGUUAGCAUUUACAAAUUUUUGGAAACCAAACCAAAAUCGCCCGAGCCCGAAAUUAUAUCCAGUUCGUACACUAAUCUUGUAUUAGAUGCGAAAACUAAGAGAAUAUUCCGAAUAUGCAAUUUUCCUGAAGAUAUUACUGCAGGAGAUGAAGGUGCUGUGGUUGACAAAAAAUGGUUUCUUAAAGGUAUGAUAGUGUUAAUAAGGCAUGGAGACCGAGGACCGCUACAACAUAUAAAAAAGAUAUCUACUAUAAAUUGUGGCACAGAGAAUAACGAGUUGAUAUCUUCUUAUAAGGCUUAUUUGUACAAUCAGUCUCUUCCGGGAAAAAUAUGGGCUGGGCCUGGUCCCUUUCAUAAUUUUCCAUUUAUACCAGUUCAUCCCACCCAGUGCCACUUAGGACAAUUAACUAUGCAAGGCGUUUCCCAAUUACUGAAAUUAGGCGGUCUGUUGAAGAACAAUUACAAGCACGUUUGGACGAAAUUGGGAAAUUUGAAACCCAGCGAUGUGUUAAUAUACAGUACUCGUUAUAGACGGACGUUUCAGUCGGUUUUAGCAUUCCUCUAUGGUUUAAUUCCUCCGGAUAUUCUCGAAAAGGUUAAUAUUCACGAAAGCCAAAGCAUGAGUUUCUGUUUCAAAGAUUGUGGAUGUCCCGUUACCGAAAAGUUAUACAGAAAUGUUAAAAAAAGCAUAUCACACCAAUUGCAAUCGCAUCCAGCAGUAGCUGCGUUGGCUGAAUCAACCGGGACUUCUCUGUUUUCAGUUAACGGAGAACCAGUUACUAGUAGUACAGAUCCGCAUUUCAUUAGAGACGCUCUGCUAACGUUUGUAUGUCACCGAAACGGACUGCCUUGCGAUUCAUCCAUGAAUUGUAUACGAAGACAAAAUGUUGUUGGAAUAUUUGCUUACACAGACUGGGUGAACUAUCAGAAGUGGAGAAAUGCAUCAUGGAAGAGAUACUGCUUGUUAAAAUCUUACGGUUUAAUACGGCAUAUCGUCCAACAGAUGUUACAAAUGGUAUCUAACAGCGGUCCCUAUUUGGUGGUAUACUCAGGUCACGAUCACACAUUAGAACAGCUGAGUACCGCACUCGGACUACAAAACGAUCCGUUUCUAUUGAGAUAUGCAGCUCGUAUUGUAUUCGAAGUUUACCAGGAGCAGGAAGACUCCGAAAACAAUCAAGGUAUCUACUUGAGGCUCCUUUCGAACGGAAAGGACAUCACUAGACAGAUUAAUUUUUGUAAAAACAUUGUAAAUGUAGACGAUAAAGUGAAUCUAUGUAAGAUAGAAGAUAUAGUUAGAUUUUUACACGACGACUACUUUACAUCGUUGAACGUUACGAAUUUUAAAGAUGCUUGUUUGCGGUGA
Psylliodes chrysocephalus is the source of this 1449-nucleotide messenger RNA. NCBI's taxonomy places the organism in Eukaryota, Metazoa, Arthropoda, Insecta, Coleoptera, Chrysomelidae. The record is from the annotation of a GenBank genome assembly.